AUGGCGGCCCUCAUCCUUGCCGUGCUCUCCCUGAGCACCCUGGGUACAGCCCUCCGCUACGGCACCGAAGCCCCCGCCAACGCCCCCGCAACCGCCUACACCGUGGCCCUCCUGACCUCCGCCGAAACAAACCCGGACGCCGCCAACUUCGCCCGCUGCGGCGGCGUUCUAGUCUCCGCCCGCUCAGUCCUGACCAGCGCCCGCUGCAUUGAGAACUCGACCGCCGAAGCCCUGAGCAUCCGCGCCGGCAGUCGCGACCGCACGGCCGGCGGCGCCGUCGUCCCCGUCUCUGAGAUCACCGUACACCCCCAGUACGACAGUUCAACCUGGGACUACGACAUUGCCGUCCUAACGCUGCAAGACGACGCCGCGGUGCGCGUGGGACACGCCACACCCGCAAUUAUCGGCUCGUACUCGUCCCUGCUUGCCGAUCCGACCAUCACCGAGGGCCCAGGUGCAGGCCCGGUGUCCAGCACAGGCGCCCUGUACGGCUGGGGCCUGUACAACUACAGCGACACAGCGUUCCCGUCAAACCUGCUUACGCUCCCUGGUGUGAUCUUCGUUCGCCACGACCUCUGCGCCGACAUCUGGCACUAUAUCCGGAACAUCACGGAUCGCAUGAUCUGCGAUUAUCCUGGGAAUGAGCGGGCCAGUUGGGAGGGAGAUCGGGGUGGGCCGCUGGUGGAUGAGCGUACGGGGAAGGUGCUGGGGAUCAUGAGCUUUAGCAUUCUCGAGACGGAUCUGCACCAGGUUGUGCCGGAGGUGAGCACGAGUUUGGAGGCUGUGAGGGGGUGGAUUGAGGGGGUUGUGAUGUGGGAUUAG
Aspergillus mulundensis is the source of this 822-nucleotide messenger RNA. Its product is annotated as S1 family serine peptidase. Lineage: Eukaryota; Fungi; Ascomycota; Eurotiomycetes; Eurotiales; Aspergillaceae. The coding region runs from base 1 to 822 and encodes 273 amino acids. Gene Ontology annotation, molecular function: serine-type endopeptidase activity. Gene Ontology annotation, biological process: proteolysis. The transcript has a single exon. The record is from RefSeq and is a predicted model, not a curated record.